Wyeomyia smithii (pitcher-plant mosquito) is the source of this 5387-nucleotide messenger RNA. RefSeq lists its product as uncharacterized. Lineage: Eukaryota; Metazoa; Arthropoda; Insecta; Diptera; Culicidae. Bases 2803 to 3987 code for a protein of 394 amino acids. The transcript has 2 exons. The record is from RefSeq and is a predicted model, not a curated record.
UUUGCUGUUUUUUUGUUUUGCAACAAUUUGCGCUGCUGAUCCUUUGUUCGAGUUAUGGCAUCGGUUUGCAAAACAUGCAGCUCCCCUGUAAAUGGGAUCGAUAGGAUUGCCUGCCGUGGCAACUGCUGUUCAUUGUUCCACCGCACGUGUAUUCCCGGAUUGCAGCGAUCUAUUCUGGACGUGAUGUCAACUUUCAGCAAUAAUAUAUUUUGGCUCUGCGACGAUUGUGCUAACAAUUUUAACGAAUGGUUGCAGCAUCCAGCUACCGCUAGCCCCCCCAUCACCGAUUCAUCGAUGCUGUGUGAAGCUGUCGACAAAUUAAACACGGUCGUCACAGAUUUAUCUUCUCGCAUUGAAAAGCACUUUCCGAUCAGCACUGCAGCUCCGGCUCAAAAAAUUUUCUAUUCUCUGCGACAACCCGGAGAGCAACCGACACCUAAACGGAGUCGUGAAGACAAUGUUAAAUUUCGCCCCGCUGCGGCUGGUGUCUGUGGUACAAGGUUGGUUCAGUGCAAAAUAAAAACCGUUGCUGAUGAACGGCAGCAAUUUUGGCUUUAUUUGAGCCGGCUGGAUCCGAGCCAUACAGUUGAUGAUGUUGUCACUAUGUCGCAAGAAUGUCUCGGCAUCAGUGAAACGCUAAACGUCGUGAGGCUGGUGAAAAAAGAUGCUGAUAUUACAAAGCUGAACUUUGUUUCUUUCCGGGUGGAAGUACCAAAAGCGUUAAGGGAUACUGCUCUACGAGCAUCAACAUGGCCCUCUGGAGUUUUCGUUCGUGAGUUCGAGUUUGACCAAGUACGCCCGGAUAGAUUUCGCCAAUAGCAAAUUGGCCCACUCAAAUGCUGUGAUAUUGUCAUGCGAGAGUCAACCGACUCUCGCACUAGUUAAGUAUCUUCCGUUUCAUGCUCCUGACGAUGAAUACUCAAAUUCAGAUUCGUGUUUUAGUAUACCUGACGCAUUGACAAGUCCGUCGCUCACCGAAUCCAGAACACCUGAUGCAUGCAGAGCAAACUCUUCGAUCCAACUUUACUACCAGAAUGCAUGCGGUAUGAAUUCUAACAUCGAGGACUAUCUACUAGCAUUUUCAGAGGGCUGCUACGAGCUGAUUGCCCUCACGGAAACUUGGCUGGAUGAUCGCACCCAAUCAUCGCAUUUAUUCGGCUCGGAGUAUGAAGGCUUCCGCUGCGACCGUGGCCCCAUUAACAGCCCAAAAAGGACCGGCGGAGGUGUGCUUAUUGCUGUUCAUCGUCGCUAAAAAGCUAACGUGAUCCAUGAGAACUCGUGGAAUAUUCUUGAGCAGGUAUGGGUGUCCGUCCAACUAUCUGGUCGGAAAUUAUUCAUUUGUGCCGUUUAUUUUCCGCCGGAUCGAACACGCGACAAGCAAUUGAUCGAUUUGCAUAUCCUGUCGUUGUUAACGAUAGUCUCCAGAGCCAAACCGUGCGACGAAAUAAUUGUUAUCGGGGACUUUAAUUUACCUAGUCUGUUUUGGCGCCCCUUUCGGGACGGAUUUCUUUAUCCCGACCCGAAUCAGUCAACAUUCCAUGUCUGCGCUCUGGAUCUUUUGGAUGGCUAUAGCGCCGCGGGACUGCAGCAAAUCAACUGUAAUGCAAACGAGAAUGGGCGUUGUCUAGAUCUUUGCUUCGUCAGCAUUAAUGAUACGGCACCGCUGCUAACUCUCGCACCUGAUCCUCUCGUAAAAAACGUUGCUCACCACCCGACACUUGUUUUGUCGCUUGACGAUCGAUUUAAAAUCAAGUAUCGGGAGCCUCCUACUCGGUUAAAUUUUAAUUUUCGGCGUGCCGACUUCGACGGUUUGUUGAACGCGCUGCUAACAGUUGAUUGGAUUAGCAAUCUAAAUCCAACGGAUAUCGAUUCGGCUGUUAACGAUUUUUCUUCCGUUUUAAACGGCCUAAUAGAUGCGUUUGUGCCAAAAACACGAAACCGAUCGCAUAAAUAUUGUCCCUGGCAAUCAGCGGAAUUGCGUCGCUUAAAAACGUUGAAAAAAUCCGCGUUAAGGAGGUUCUCAGGGACUGGCGCUUUAUUUCUUCGCGAUCAUUACCGACAGCUGAACUACGAGUACAAAAGACUUCGUCGACGGUGCUACUCGAACUACAGACGUCAUAUAGAAGGCAAACUGAGAGCAGAUCCGAAGAAAUUCUGGAACUUUGUCAACGAACAACGAAAGGAGUCAGGCUUACCAUCCACGAUGGAAUUGGCUGGUGAGAAAGCAAGUAAUGUUGCCGCUAUUUGCCGAAUGUUCGCUGUUAAAUUUUCAAGCGUAUUCAGCAACGAAACACCAACAGAUGGUGAAAUUUCUGAUGCUGCUAAUAACGUCCCUUUCCCUGGGCACUCCAUGGCUUCGAUCAACAUCGACGAUAAUGCAAUUCUUGCCGCUGCUAGAAAAUUGAAACACACGUACUCUCCGGGCCCGGAUGGAAUCCAAGCUACACUGCUAAAAAAAUGCAUUGCUGGAUUGCUCACACCGCUUACCCACUUAUUUCGUUUGUCGCUGGCUACUGGCAGAUUCCCUACAACCUGGAAACAGGCCUUCCUUUUUCCGGUCCAUAAAAAAGGUGAUCGCUCGAAGAUAGAUAACUAUCGAGGCAUCUCUGCUUUGUGUGCAAUUUCGAAGCUAUUUGAGCUAGUCGUCCUUCAACCAAUUUUCUCACAUUGUCAAAGCACUAUUUCGGACGAUCAACACGGAUUCCUUCCCAAGCGCUCCUGUGCUACAAACCUGCUUUGCUUGACUAACUACGCGUUCGACAGCUUUGUUCACCGACAUCAAACCGACGUUAUCUACACGCCAUGGGAAGCCCCCUCUCUCCUAUUCUGGCUGAUAUCGUUAUGGAAAACUUGUUAACCAAAGCGAUAACACAAGCCCAUGUUCCAGUGCAGUUCAUACGAAAGUAUGUAGACGACCUUUUUCUCGUCCUGCACAAAGAUCAGGUAGACCAUACUCUUGCCAUAUUCAAUGAACAAAACCCCAACAUUAAGUUCACGUGUGAAACGGAGGAUCGAGGAAGGUUACCGUUCUUAGAUCUGCUUGUAGUAAGGCACGACGACGGCAGCAUAAAAACCGAUUGGUAUGUUAAACCAAUAUCAUCAGGUAGAAUACUAAACUACCACUCCUUCCACUCUACCGACCAAAAGCUGGCUGUAGUACGUAAUUUCAUUGACCGUGUCCGUGGGCUAAGUACCAUCAAAACUGACGAAGAGAAGAACCAGGUCAUCUACAGUCAGCUCCGUAAAAAUGACUAUCCGCAUAAACUAAUUAGCAGACUGCUGAUACAGCCAGCGAGGGAUGACAGAGUAGAAAAACCAUCCAGCUUCAAAUCUAUUCCGUUCAUCCAUGGCCUCUCUACCACCAUCAAAAAGAUUCUCCAAAACAGCGACCCAACUACGAGCAUCUCUUUCAGUAACCAAAACACUGUGGGGCACUUAUAUCACACAGCUAAAGACCCUGUACCGUACAAAAACAAAAGUAACGUUGUAUAUCAGAUUGCUUGCCGAGACUGCCACGGCAAGUACAUUGGUAUGACGUCGAACAAACUUCGUUGUCGUAUGUACGGACACCAGUCACAUGUAAAUACACUGGACAAACUGCUCUCCAAUGGCCACCAAAACGAAGAUCAUGAAAUCCAACAACUCCGGGGAAAGACAGCAAUGAUCGAUCACUGCAUCCAGUACAACCACCGCUUCGACCUUAACACGCCAGCCAUCCUCGACAGUGCCUACAAAUCACAAGCUCUGCAAGUGUUGGAGAUGUGCCACAUCGCAACUACAACCAACACGGUCAACCAUCGGACUGACACCGACAACCUAAGCUGUGCGUACGCAAAUCUCUUACUCUCGAUCAAAGAUCGAAGAGAGAUGAGGAAUGCGUCGUCAAAAAAGAGUAGAACCGAACACACAACUUUAAAUAACACUCCCCCAACACAAACACAAACACAACCCCCCAUCGUACACCAUCUUUUUGCGGGAAACAGUUGAACCCAAAUAGCAGCCGCUAAUUAGCAAAAUAAAACAAUUGUAAUAAAGUGUUAGAGUAAAUUUAAAAAAGUGAGAAUAGAGCUAGAAUAGAUGUUUCAGACGCAGUGCAAUUCCCCCCUUUCGAACCUGACUUCCACACGUAGGAUAUUUUCUGUAACUGUACAAUCUGAUUAGUGUCGAGCCCUGAUGAAGAUCCCAACCAACCGGAUCGAAACGUUGGCGAUGACCCCAUAGAGAUCAGCGCUGUUUUUAUUGAGACUGCUAAGCCGAAACAAAAUCAAAGUUAUCUACACGGACCUCUCGUCUGCCUUCGACAAAGUAAACCAUCAAAUCACCGUUGCCAAACUUGAUCGAUACGGGUUCAGCGGCAACUUGCUUGGCUGGUUAGAAUCCUAUUUGCUGGGACGAACUCUCAGAGUGAAAAUCGGCGACGAAAUUUCCGAACCAUUUGUCGCUACUUCCGGAAUUGCCCAAGGUAGUCAUCUUGGCCCAUUGGUGUUCCUGUUGUAUUUUAAUGAUGUACAUCACUUGUUAAAAUGUCCUCGUCUUGCGUUCGCUGACGAUUUGAAGCUGUUCAACGAAAUCAAAAACGUGGAAGACGCUACUUAUCUCCAACAACAACUCAACAUAUUGCACGUUGGUGCAAGUUAAACUGUACUCAACCCUACAAAAUGCUCAAUAAUAACGUUUACUAGAAAACACCGUCCGCUACACUUCGACUACAAGUUAGAUGGGUCUUCAAUACAGCGAGUCGAUCACGUCAAGAAUCUUGGAGUCUUCCUCGAUACCAAACUGACAUUUAAGCAACAUAUAUCGUUUAUUGUUGCUAAAGCCGCUAGACAACUGGGACUGAUUUGCCGCAUGACGCGGGAUUUCAGAAACAUACAAUGUAUAACAACACUCUAUUGCUCGCUUGUUCGGUCCUCAUUGGAGUUCUGCUCUACUGUCUGGAUUCCUCACUACAAUAAUGCAAUCCACCGCAUUGAAAGCAUCCAGCGCCGUUUCGUACGCUAUGCUCUUAGAAUGCUUCCCUGGCGGCAACCCAUGCGUAACACCCGAUACGAGGAUCGCUGCCAGCUUCUCCAGCUCGUUACUCUUCAGCUUCGCCGAGAAACAGCUCGCGCCAUGGUAGUUUCAGAUGUUUUGACUUCACGGAUUGACUGCCCGACCAUUCUUCGCCUGAUCAACCUAAACGCGCCAUCCAGAACCCUGCGGAGGUCUUAUGCGCUGCAACUGCCUUUUCGUCGUACCAACUACAGCGCAAACAGUGCCAUCAUUGGUAUUCAACGAGCCUUCAACCGGGUGUCAUCUGCUUUCGACUUUCACUUAUCGCAUCAAGUUCUACGUACAAAAUUUAUAUCUCUGUUUCGUAAUGUUUUAUAUAUUAAUAACCAUUAGGA